CGGAUGCGGAAUAAUAUAUUCAUUGUUUCAUUAUUUUGCAAUGUGUUUGUAUCUAUAACAAAGAGACAAAGUUUUUUGAAACUAGGAUUGAUCGAAGUUAGUGAUAAUACACAGUAAAAUUAUUUUAGUUUAAAUUGGCUUGAAAUAUGGCUUCGGGAGUUUUAAGAUUACCCCCUUUACCUACAAUUCGAGACCUCAUAAAGCUCUACAGAAUAAGUGCAAGGAAACAACUCUCACAGAAUUUUCUCAUGGAUGAGAAUUUAACGUCAAAAAUAAUAAAGCAAGCGGGUCACUUGACCAACGGCCAUGUGAUAGAAGUAGGACCUGGACCUGGUGGUCUGACUCGAGCCGUUCUAAGAAAAAUGCCAAAAAAGCUGAUUGUGGUUGAGAAAGACAAGCGAUUUAAUCCCACUCUAAAAAUGCUGGGGGAAGCUUUUUCCAAUGCCGGUGGACAAAUGAAUAUUAUUUCGGAUGACAUCCUACGCACUAAUUUUGACAAGAUGAUCGACGAAAAAGAGAAAGUACGCUGGGAAGCGCGUUGUCCAAAUAUCACUGUUAUUGGUAAUUUACCGUUCAGUGUCUCUACCCACUUGAUCAUUCGAUGGCUUGAAUCCAUCUCGCGACACGAGGGUCUGUGGUCUUUUGGCAGAACUCGGUUGCUUCUUACUUUUCAAAAAGAAGUAGCCGAAAGAUUGGUCGCUCCGGUUAAAAAUUGUCAACGCUGCAGACUUUCGGUCAUGGCUCAAGCAUGGACCCAACCUAAAUUGAGAUUUCUCAUACCUGGCACAGCAUUUGUACCCAAACCUAAAGUUGACGUCGGGGUCGUUUCCUUCAUACCGCUCAUCACGCCUCGCACUACCCACGACUUCAAAUUGUUCGAGAAAGUCACCCGACACGUAUUCAGCUUUCGCCGCAAAUUUUCCAUCAAAGGCGUUGCCACGCUUUUUCCACCAGAAAAUCGUGAAGAACUGUCGAUAGUAAUGUUCAAAAUUGCAGACGUCGAUCCGCAAGCACGACCUUACGAACUGUCGGUAGAGGAUAUUCACCGUUUAUGUUCGAGUUACAAAUAUCUUCGGGAGAAACAUCCCAGUAUCAGUGAUUACGAAUAUCGGGCAUCGAAGAAAAUAAUGAGCCGUAAAUAUCUGCAAAACGUGGAAGUUGUCGAGUUCGAUGAUUAUGCGGACGACGAGCUCGAGGAGAGCAACGAUCGUGCGGACACCGAGAUCAACGAACAAAGCAUCGAGAAUCCCCUUUGCACAUUGAAUUCCCCUUCUACGAUUGAUUGAGAAGAAAAAACGAAGAGAUCAUCGUAAGAACAAUGCACUUGUAAAUAUAUUUACCGGGACUCAAAUUUAUUUUGUUGGUUUUACACUUGAAUAUUUUUGUUUUUUCACACGAAGGCCACAAGAUUAGGUAACCCAGGAAUUCGUGGCCGAAAUUUUGCACGAGCGGGUUCCUUUGUGUUGAAAAAUAUUUACAGUGUGGCUUUUAAAACUUAUUAACGAUAAUUAAUACAUUAAAAAUAUACAUUGUUAUUUCUUGAUUUUUCGCUUAAUCUUUCUAUCGAUUAUCAGCGAAGCAAAAACAUCGAAAUGAUUAAGCCGAUAAAUUAUUAUUGGCUUUAAAAAAAAGAAUGAAGGAUUAUUUCUGUUCUGAUGGAAAACAUUUUCCUCCUACAAAUAAAUGAUAGUGAGGAAAGAGAA
Molecule: messenger RNA, 1703 nt
Organism: Venturia canescens
Lineage: Eukaryota; Metazoa; Arthropoda; Insecta; Hymenoptera; Ichneumonidae
Gene: mtTFB1
Product: mitochondrial transcription factor B1
Exons: 2
Coding region: 147-1286 (379 amino acids)
Biological process (GO): transcription initiation at mitochondrial promoter; rRNA methylation
Cellular component (GO): mitochondrial matrix
Molecular function (GO): mitochondrial transcription factor activity; rRNA (adenine-N6,N6-)-dimethyltransferase activity
Source: RefSeq, a predicted model, not a curated record